UCCAUUUGACAGUCGUGCGUAUCUGUUUGCAGGAGUUGUGUCAUAUACAGUGACCUGGUUUCUGGAAACAACGGACAAUGGCAUCCGGCGACGGAAUUCAGAUACCGAGCCGUCUCCCGCUGCUGCUGAGCCAUGAAGGGGUGCUCCUCCCGGGCUCCACCGUUAGGUUCACCGUGGACUCUCCGCGGAACAUGCACCUGGUCAGCCAGCGGCUGUUGAAGGGGACUUCUCUGAAAAGCACAAUCAUAGGAGUAAUCCCCAACACCAGAGACCCAGAACACGACACCGACGACCUACCCACCUUACACAAAAUUGGUACAGCAGGGAUAGCAGUGCAGGUGGUGGGCAGCAACUGGCCAAAGCCCCACUACACCCUCCUCAUCACUGGAUUGUGCCGCUUCAGCGUGUCAACUCUGCUGAAGGAGCGACCCUUUGUCCUGGCGGAGGUGGAGCAGUUGGAUAAACUGGAGCAGUACACGACCCCAGUAACAGAGGGUGCCACGGCCAAAGGUGGAGAGCUGGGGGAGCUGUCCCACAAGUUCUACCAGGCUGCUAUACAGUUGUUGGGUAUGUUGGACAUGUCAGUUCCAGUGGUGGCUAAGUUCAGGCGUCUGCUGGACAGUCUGCCCAGGGAAACUCUACCUGAUGUGGUAGCCUCCAUGAUCCGCACCUCAAACAAGGAAAAACUACAGGUCCUGGAUGCGCUGACCUUGGAGGAGCGAUUUAAGAAAGCUCUGCCCAUGUUGACCAGACAGAUAGAGGGACUAACACUGCUGCAGAAAACCAGGAAAAUAAGUCCUGAAAAGGAGAAGAGGGUGUUAUCAGUGCGUAAAGGUGGAGCGCUCCGGGGCCGGCAGUUCAACCUGGAAGAGGAAGCUGAAGAUGAGGAUGGCGAUGACACUGCAGUCUUGGAAAAGAAGGUCCACGCGGCCAAGAUGCCUGAAGCCGCUCUCAGAGUUUGCCUCAAAGAGCUCAAGAGAUUGAAGAAGAUGCCUCAAUCCAUGCCUGAAUUCUCUCUGACCAGAAACUACUUGGAUUUGAUGGUAGAGUUGCCAUGGAGCAAAAGCACCAAAGACUGCCUGGAUAUCCAAGCUGCUCGCACUCUAUUGGACAACGAUCACUAUGCCAUGGACAAGCUGAAGAGACGCGUGCUGGAGUACCUGGCUGUUAGACAGCUGAAGGCUUCUUUGAAGGGACCCAUCCUUUGCUUUGUGGGGCCCCCGGGAGUUGGGAAGACCAGUGUAGGACGCUCCAUAGCCAGGACCCUGGGCAGAGAGUUCCACCGCAUCGCUUUGGGAGGCGUCUGUGACCAGUCUGACAUCCGUGGACACAGACGCACAUAUGUAGGGAGCAUGCCCGGCCGCAUUAUCAACGGUUUGAAGACGGUUGACGUAAAUAAUCCUGUGAUCCUGCUGGAUGAGGUUGACAAGCUGGGGAAGAGCCUGCAAGGAGACCCGGCGGCUGCACUGCUGGAGGUCCUGGACCCAGAGCAGAACCACAGCUUCACAGACCAUUACCUCAAUGUGGCCUUUGACCUCUCCCAAGUGCUCUUCAUUGCCACUGCAAACACCACGGCGACCAUUCCUCAUGCCCUGCUGGACAGGAUGGAGGUGCUGCAGGUACCAGGCUACACUCAGGAGGAGAAGGUGGAGAUAGCUCACCGUCAUCUGAUCCCAAACCAGCUGGAGCAGCACGGAUUAACACCUCAACAGCUGCAUAUACCACAGGACAGCACACAGGAUAUAAUCAGCAGUUACACCCGUGAGGCGGGUGUGCGCUCCCUGGAGAGGAAGUUUGGGGCGAUCUGCCGAGCGGUGGCUGUGAAAGUUGCCGAAGGUCACAGAGUCACCGUGACGGAUGCUUCGACCUCCAAGCGUCCGGCGCUGCAGGGGGGAUUCAAUUCAUUUCAUGUGUGCUCAGACAAGGCCGCCGUCCCAGAGAUGCCCAUAGUGAUCGACCACGUGGCCCUAAAGGACAUCCUGGGUCCUCCCCUGUUUGAAAUGGAGGUGUCUGAGAGGCUCACCCUGCCAGGUGUGGCUGUGGGUCUGGCCUGGACCCCCCUCGGUGGGGAGAUUCUGUUUGUGGAGGCCAGUCGGAUGGAGGGAGAAGGUCAGCUCACUCUGACCGGACAGCUUGGAGACGUUAUGAAAGAAUCUGCCCAUCUGGCUAUCAGCUGGCUCAGAGCGAACGCUAAAACCUACCAGCUCACCAACAUGGGGGGCGGUCCAGACCCGCUAGAAGGGACAGACAUCCACCUCCACUUCCCAGCUGGAGCCGUCACCAAGGACGGCCCCUCUGCAGGUGUUACCAUAGUAACCUGUCUAGCCUCACUCUUUAGCGGCCGAUUGGUCAGAUCAGACGUUGCCAUGACAGGAGAGAUCACGCUGAGAGGGCUGGUGCUGCCGGUGGGCGGUAUCAAGGACAAGGUCCUGGCGGCCCACAGGGCCGGAGUGAAGCGCGUCAUCCUCCCGAAACGCAACCAGAAGGACCUGGAGGAGCUUCCAGCCAAUGUCACAGCCGACCUCGACUUUGUCACAGCCGCAAACCUGGACGAGGUGCUGAACGCCGCCUUUGAUGGAGGGUUUCCAGGGAUAGCCAGCAGCCACACCCAGCCUCAACUGACCAGCAAACUGUAGCCCACCGAUGAAAACACACACACAGUAACAAUGUAAAGUGAAGGAUGUGUUGCUCAAUAGACCUAACAGAGGAGAAUGGGUCAUCAGCUUGGACAUCUUAGGGUCUAAUGUCUUUUGAAAUUGAAAAGAUAAUUUGAGAUAAAUGAAGCUACAAUCUCUCUGUUGAGAGCUGAUAAUGGUAUGGCCUCUUUGUUAAUCACAUAUUGGCAGUAAAGCCAUUCAGAGUGUUGUCAUGUUGGUGCCUCUUGGGGUUCAGCCUUUGGUUUUCUAGACUUUGUGAAUGCGAUGGUGGAAAAUGAUGGAAUGUGUUCAGGCGACAAAUUUCCCUGACGUUGAUACGGAAGUUUAAACUUAGACUAGUCGACUAGUCGAAAUAGAAAAUGGUAUAUAUGUGUAUAAGAGCCAUUUGAAAUUGUUAAUCACAUUUUUCAAUAAACAAAACAGAUUUUAAAUGUCCCCGCUUUUCACCUUAGAGAACAAGGCAGAACAAGGCAGGGUGGACGUGAGUCAGGAGCGGCUGAUGAUUCAGAUCGGAGCGGCGGGCCUGUUGGGUGGGUGUUUACCUUGAAAAUGCAGAUUUUUAAAAAUGUUAGCUGUGGAAAUCUUACAACAAAUAGCAACUAAAGACUAGUUUGAUCAAUACAGAAUGUAUCAGAUACCAGACUGAGACCCUGCCUGCCUGAGGAAACAAUUUCUCUGGACAAAUAUUUUUACUACGACAGAAUCUUAAUCCAAAAUGAAUUUUUUUUUCUGGCUGAAUUAAUCAGACCCAUUUAAUGUCUGGAGUCCUGUGCAUCAUGUGUGUCGAGGGUUAAAAUUAAAACAAAAAAAGGUCAGACUAAUUGUAACUGUAUACAUCAAUAAUAUACAUUGCUAGUUAAAAAUGACUUGUAAAAACUGCUUUAUAUUUUGUCUUUAACCUUGAUGACGACGACGAUAAGUUCAUUUUAUUUUUCAACUCCUUUUUCACAGCGGCCAUAUCAUGAAGGAAGUACCUUUUCGGUGCUUGGGCACUUAUAUAUUUAUGUAUCUGGAUUGCCUUUCAACCUACAAACUGUGAAAUAAAGCAAGUCAGUUUUUUGUGGGCUGCUUGGAUCAGAAUGUGAUUCAACAAGCCAUUCAGAUUUGUAUAUAUUUAUAUACAGUGGGUACGGAAAGUAUUCAGACCC
Molecule: messenger RNA, 3805 nt
Organism: Anarrhichthys ocellatus (wolf-eel)
Lineage: Eukaryota; Metazoa; Chordata; Actinopteri; Perciformes; Anarhichadidae
Gene: lonp2
Product: lon peptidase 2, peroxisomal
Exons: 17
Coding region: 78-2636 (852 amino acids)
Biological process (GO): protein catabolic process; protein quality control for misfolded or incompletely synthesized proteins
Molecular function (GO): ATP-dependent peptidase activity; ATP hydrolysis activity; ATP binding
Source: RefSeq, a predicted model, not a curated record